AUGUCUUCAAAAUUCACGGGUAGAAGCUCGCGGCCAGGACCCGCCAUUUGCCUUCCUGCUUACCUUGAAUGGGUCAAUGCAUGGUUGGGAUCCGAAAAAUUGGCAACCUCGACCCAGGACAUAGUGUUGGGGGAGAUAGCAGCAAAGGUCAUACAAGGCGACGCUGAUAUGCAGCUUCUACAUGACACUGCUGCCAAAAUUCAGAAUGAUGCCAAGUUUCGGACCAUGUCCAUCGGAAAUGCAGCUCCUCCAUCGUGCGAUGACAACAAUGUGCUACUUAGCAACUUUGAUCCCAGAGUAGAUUGCGCUUGCAAAGGCCUGUCCCCAACUGAGAGCAACAUCAGCUCGGUGGAUGCUAGGGCAUACUCUGCGGGAGGAUGCCGGGCUAUUGACAGAAUGUGGCAAAGCGCAGAAAAGGUCAUGGAAAGGUCUCAAGAAUGGGAUGGGCAUGGCAUCUUCACGACGGAAACUCUGCGCGAGGCGGUGCAAGAAUUGACUUUGAUUAAUACAAGCAUGCGACCACCAGCCAAGACAUGCUACUCCAAGUCCAUCAACAAAGUCACGGCCCCUGAUCGUAGGAGGUGUACGCAAGUUGACUCACCCAAUGCAGUCUACAUGUAUGAAUUCCCGACGUUUGAGGGGGUUAAACUGUGUUCAGACGCCAAACACUUCUUCUCGAUUGCCUGCGGAAUCUCCGUCUGCGAUGAAGGCAUAUCUAGAGCAGUCUCUGAUGCUGCAAACGAUAUCUUGAUUGGGGAUUAUGCCGAAGCGGCAGACCAACAUACAUUGGAAAUUCUACAAAGGACAGGUGCUGCAGCAUUCGCCUUCCUGGAGCUCUGCCACAUCGCUGGCUAUCUCGAAGACUGGCAUCUCGACGUUUUGGUUGCAUGUACUGUCCAAUUUCGCGUUCUCUCAUAUUACAGAGAUCAUGCAAGACCAUCAUUGCCGGACACAGUUUUUGGCAGUAGGAUGUCGAGAUUGGAGUCCCACCGAAUGAUAGACAUUGGUAUAGCACCCCCCAUCAUCGUUGCCUCCCUCGUUUCGGCGCAGAAGAUCGAUGCGCAGCAAUAUCGAGACCUUUGCCGAACUAGUGUUUUGCUCAAUGAUCUCAUAGACAUCCGAAGCGAUGCAGCACGGAAACAGAGAGAGAAUCCAGUGUUAAGAGGAAUGUCACAAAAUAUGUGUGAGUAUCUGGGCGGCCAAAUGCGAGAAUGCAUUUCUUCUGUUGCCCGGAUGGUGGAGACAGGAAUGCUUACCGCACUUGUUACGCUUGGCUUCUGCAAUUGGAUGCUAAUGGCAUCGCAUCACAAGGUUCAUGAGAAUAUUGUUGGGGUGGAAGAGUUCGCAAGUAUUGGAUGCUGCGACUACGGGGGCCGGGAAGAGUACCGCAAAUUACUCACUGUUCUCGAGCCUCUUGGAACCUCAACGGACGUGGCCCCAGAUGUUCGCAUGACUCGCGCCAAUCUUGAGCAACUCUAUUGCCGAAGCAGGUUGUCAAGCGAAACACACCUAGCAUGGCUUGCCGAUGCAGCCCGAACGUUACUCAAUCCUUACAAUAUGAGGCGAAUGGUUGAUAUAGGUCAUUUUCGGUGGGUAGGAAACGUGGGAGAUGUAGAUUAUUGCCCAUGA
Molecule: messenger RNA, 1629 nt
Organism: Neoarthrinium moseri
Lineage: Eukaryota; Fungi; Ascomycota; Sordariomycetes; Amphisphaeriales; Apiosporaceae
Exons: 1
Coding region: 1-1629 (542 amino acids)
Source: RefSeq, a predicted model, not a curated record